Messenger RNA from Schistocerca gregaria, 3474 nucleotides. Its product is annotated as pyruvate dehydrogenase phosphatase regulatory subunit, mitochondrial-like. Lineage: Eukaryota; Metazoa; Arthropoda; Insecta; Orthoptera; Acrididae. Gene Ontology annotation, molecular function: protein binding; oxidoreductase activity. The record is from RefSeq and is a predicted model, not a curated record. Gene Ontology annotation, cellular component: cytoplasm; mitochondrion; mitochondrial matrix. The transcript is spliced from 15 exons. The coding region runs from base 282 to 3005 and encodes 907 amino acids.
ACGUAAAGCUUGCAAAUGGCGAACAGCUGAUUCUGAGACUGCGCGGUAUUCAACAUAGUCCAGUACAUCUGUUGUUCACGUUUUUGUGCACAAAAUGCGGAGAAAAAAGUCGAACAGUUGAUACUAAACCCGGACAUCCCGAAUAUAUCAUUGGGAGGAAUGACAAUAAGACUCACUUGUUUGAAGUACUACUGUUAUUCUCCAGACUUCCUGCUGGUAUUUUACUUAUUACAUGUAAAAUACCCAGAAAAAAUUGUCGUCAGUUUUCAUGAACAUACACAAUGUUGUCUCUUUGUGGAAGAGCAGUACUUGUAAAACAAUGGAGCUGUCAAAAUGAAUUUCUCCAGAUUCUUUGUAAGUAUGUCAGCACCCAAGGCCCCCAGGGUGACAGUUCUGCAUACUUUAGUGAUGGUCCGAGAUCUCAGAAGUUGUCAUGGUCAACAUCUACUGGAAAUAAUUCUCUUCUUCCUAAACAAGCUCAAGUGGUAAUAUGUGGUGCUGGAACAGUAGCAAAUUCUGUAGCAUAUCAUCUUGUGCAAAGUGGGUGGCAUGAUAUAUUGGUACUGGAACAAGAAAGGAUUGGAAGUGGCACAUCUUCAUUUGGCUCUGGCACCUUGGGCCUGUUUAAACCUAUGGCUGACAGACAUCUUAUUAUGUACAGCAUUAAACUAUAUCGACAGCUUGAGGAAUUGGGAUAUGACAUAGGUUUAAAACAGUGCGGUAGCUUGAAUUUGGCUCAGACCAAGGACAGGAUGAUAUCAUUACGUCGUCGAAUGGCAUACCAUCAGGCAACUGGUUUACAUUGCGAAGUUGUUGGUAGCAAUGAGCUUAAGAAAUUGCAUCCAUACUUGAGAACUGAAGACUUGGUUGGAGCAAUCUGGGUUCCUGAGGAUGCUGUGGCAAAACCUCAAGCUGUGUGUUAUGUUUUAGCAAAGUUGGCAAGAGAAGGAGGUGCACGAUAUGUUGAAGACUGCCAGGUGGUACAAGUUUUAACUGAAAAUGCUCGAGUAAAAGCUGUAGCAACCAACAAUGGAACUGUGUUAUGUGAAUAUUUUAUCAACUGUGCAGGAAUGUGGGCAAGAGAGCUGGGCCAGCGAUGUAGCCCUAAGGUGCGUGUGCCUGCUGUCCCAGCAGAACACUUCUAUGCAACAACUGCGUCACCACAACUGUUGUUAGAUCCGUGGUUGCCAUGUGUGAGGGAUUAUGAUGCACAUACAUAUGCUAGAGAGUGGGAAGGAGGUUUUAUGGUCGGUGGUUUUGAAAAAGAAGCAAAACCUGCAUUUGGGGGUGGAGGUAUUCCUGAAGAAUGGAGAAAUCGCUUACCUCAAGACUGGGCCCAUUUCAAACCACUGUGGGAGAAAGCGGUACACAGGUUACCUAUACUGAAUGACAUGGCAACGCCAGUCCUUACUAAUUCACCAGAUAAUUUUACUCCUGAUGGAAAGUGGAUUCUGGGAGAAACACCUGAGGUAGACAACUACUUUGUAGCAGUGGGGAUGAAUGGUAAUUCAUUGCAAGGUGCUGGAGGGAUUGGGAAAGCAGUGGCUGAGUGGAUCAUUGAAGGUGAACCAACAACAGAACUGCUUCCAUUCAGUGUCCAGCGUUUUAUAGAUUUACAUAACAAUAGACAGUAUUUACAAGAAAGAGCAAGAGAAAUUGUUGGAAGGCACUACAGUAUUCUUUACCCUCAUCAGUCAGAGUACAAAUACGCAAGAAAACUGCGCUGUUCACCAUUGUACAGUGAACUAGAAAGCAGAGGUGCUGUAUUUGGAACACGCAUGGGUUAUGAAAGACCUCUUUACUUUGAUUCAACAUACAAGCGUGGUGAUCCUUUACCCGAAAUGCCUCGAGGAAGCUUCUACAAACCAAAGUUCUUUGACUUUAUGCGUGAAGAAUAUUUGGCAUGCAGAGAAGGAGUUGGCAUAAUUGACAUGUCGUCAUUCUCUAAGAUAGAAAUAAAGUCUUCUGGCACUGAAGUUGUUGACUAUCUCCAAAAGCUUUGCUCUAAUGAUGUAAAUAUUCCAGUAGGUGGUAUAUCUCAUACUGGAAUGCAGAAUGAAAGAGGUGGUUAUGAAAAUGACUGCAUGUUAGUUCGAAAAACUGAUAACAGCUACUUCAUGGUGUCACCAACUAGUCAACAGACAAGGAUAUUUGAAUGGAUGCGGCGACAUCUUCCUGCCAAUCGAAGUGUAGGAAUUUCUGAUCUCACAUCAAUGUACACAGUCAUAAAUGUGGUUGGGCCUAAGGCACCUGACCUGAUGGCAGAACUGUCAAACUCUGAUGUUAAUCUUCAUCCUUUUACAUACAAACAAAUUAAUGUUGGGUAUGCAUCAGAUGUUAUGGUAAUGGCAUUCACACACACAGGGGAGCCAGGAUAUUGUCUCUAUGUUCCAUCAGAAUAUGCUUUGCAUGUAUAUGAGCAACUGAUGAUGAUCGGACAUGACUAUGGUGCAAGAGAUGUCGGCUGCUUGACACAACGUUUCAUGAGAAUUGAGAGGUUUAUUCCAUUUUGGGGAGAAGAGCUCACAAGUCUGGUGACUCCAUUUGAAGCAGGAAGUGGUUUCCGAGUAAAGCUCGAUAAAGAGUACUUCAUUGGAAAAUUUGCUCUCCAGCGUCAGAAGGAGCAGGGUGUGACAAAAAGGCUUGUUUUGUUUGUACUGGAGGAUAUCGAUCCCGAUAAACAUGUAUGGCCGUGGGGCGGUGAACCACUGUACAGAAAUAAUGAAUUUGUUGGGACUGUCACAUCAGCAGGGUAUGGUUUCACACUUGACAAACUAAUAUGCUUGGGUUAUAUUAGACACCCUGGAUUAACCAACAGUGAUUCAAGACCCAUUGUCACAAAUGACUUCAUAAUUACCCGAAAUGCGAAGUAUGAAGUUGAUAUUGCAGGCCAAAGAGUAACUGCUAAGCCACACAUGCAUGUUCCAUUUUUUACUACAGUGAAAAGGAAGACAAGUGACAAUCAUUAUCGGCCAACUCUCAUCAAGGAAAAGUCUGUGCAAUAAUCAGACACUUAAACUGAAUGUUUGGAGUCUGCAAAGCUCUUAUUUGACAAACUUCUGAUCUAUAGUCCUGCCUGUGAGAUCUGAUUAAUUCCUAUUUGCAGAAGUAUACAAAGCUAAGUCCAUAUUGUCUGAUCCUUCCUAAUCCAAAUAAGGAAAAAAAAUUAUCUUCAGGAGGCGAAAACCCUAAUGCUUCCUGCAGAAACACUGAAACUAGGAACAGUGACCCAAGCUUUCAGAACACAAUGUCGAUUAUUAACAGAGAACAAAGGUAUUGGUUGUCAGCAGUACUAGGAUUUUUGUCUCCUGAAAGUAAGUUAUGGCUAACCAUUUUUUUUCUUAUAAUCAUAAGGUGUGUUAAUUAAAUUUUCCAUUAGAUUAAAAACAAAUAUGUAUUUUUCAUGACUUCGUAUGCCAAAACAGAAACAGAUAACUUAUAGUAAUCAUCAAAUAAAAUACAUGAGAUUUUUCA